AACACUGGACGACAAGGAAAUGCUGCCUCUGCCAUCUUGAACUUCUUUGCUACCAGAGAGUUCACAGACGACAUCAUGAGUUCGUUGAAGCUGCAGAAGAGGCUGGCAGCCUCUGUUAUGCGAUGCGGCAAGAAGAAAGUUUGGUUGGAUCCAAAUGAAAUCAAUGAGAUCGCAAACACAAAUUCCCGGCAAAAUAUCAGGAAGCUCAUCAAGGAUGGCCUAAUAAUCAAGAAGCCAGUGGCGGUACACUCAAGGGCACGUGUUCGCAAGAACACCGAAGCCAGACGCAAAGGACGUCAUUGUGGCUUUGGCAAGAGGAAAGGUACUGCAAAUGCAAGAACGCCGCAAAAAGAUUUAUGGAUACAACGCAUGAGAGUCUUGCGUCGAUUGUUGAAGAAGUACCGUGAGACUAAAAAAAUCGAUCGCCAUUUGUACCACUCAUUGUACAUGAAGGCUAAAGGUAACGUCUUCAAGAACAAGAGAGUAUUGAUGGAGUUUAUCCAUAAGAAAAAGGCGGAGAAGGCGCGUGCGGAGAUGUUGUCCGAUCAAGCGGAGGCUCGCCGCACGAAAGUCAGGGAGGCGCGCAAACGACGCGCAGAACGCAUCGCUUCGAAGAAGCAAGAGCUGUUGCAAUCGUAUCAACGUGAGGACGAGGCUGCUGCGGCGCAAAAGAAAUAAAUUCAGUACAUUUAAGUUAACGUGUAUUGAACUUAAAAUUAUACAAAAACAUAAAGUCCGAAUGUUCUUUUUUUA
Molecule: messenger RNA, 753 nt
Organism: Dinoponera quadriceps
Lineage: Eukaryota; Metazoa; Arthropoda; Insecta; Hymenoptera; Formicidae
Gene: RpL19
Product: 60S ribosomal protein L19
Exons: 4
Coding region: 76-678 (200 amino acids)
Biological process (GO): translation
Cellular component (GO): ribosome; cytosolic large ribosomal subunit
Molecular function (GO): structural constituent of ribosome; RNA binding
Source: RefSeq, a predicted model, not a curated record